Molecule: messenger RNA, 4949 nt
Organism: Jatropha curcas
Lineage: Eukaryota; Viridiplantae; Streptophyta; Magnoliopsida; Malpighiales; Euphorbiaceae
Gene: SNL4
Product: SIN3-like 4
Biological process (GO): negative regulation of transcription by RNA polymerase II
Cellular component (GO): chromatin; histone deacetylase complex
Molecular function (GO): transcription corepressor activity
Source: RefSeq, a predicted model, not a curated record
GAGAAUACUGCUCUAAUUAUCGUAUUCCCUCCUUGAAAGGUUCGUUAAUAAAAAUUAAUUUUACAUAAUCAUCCUUGAAACCGCAUCUCCAUUCUUAGCUUUCUUCUUUCUUCUUCCUGUUCCUGCCUGCGUCGUUGUUUCGAAGUCCUUUUGCUAAUUCAACGAGUAAACGAUCUCUUGUUUUUGUUUCUGGUUCAAUUGAAGUUUUAUGAGCAUGAUUUGUUUUUGAAGAGGAAAAGAAGAGGAGAAGGAGAGAGAAGAUUGUUUGGUUUGUAUAAAACGAUGAAGAGGUCGAGAGAUGAUAUUUUCAUCGCCUCUCAAAUUAAAAGGCCUAUGGUGUCUUCUCGUGGAGAAACUUCUGGGCAACCCCAGAUGAUGGGAGGAGGAGCAGCCAGUAGUGCUGGAGGAGGCGGAGGCGGAAGUGGGCAAAAACUUACAACAAAUGAUGCCUUGGCAUAUCUCAAGGCCGUGAAGGACAUAUUUCAAGAUAAAAGGGAAAAAUAUGAUGACUUUCUUGAGGUCAUGAAAGAUUUCAAGGCUCAAAGAAUUGACACUGCUGGUGUCAUAGCAAGGGUGAAAGAGUUAUUUAAAGGGCAUCGUGACCUAAUUUUAGGAUUCAAUACUUUCUUGCCGAAGGGAUAUGAGAUCACCCUGCCUUUAGAGGAUGAACAACAUGAACAACCUCCACAGAAAAAGCCUGUUGAAUUUGAAGAAGCAAUUAAUUUUGUAAACAAAAUUAAGACAAGGUUUUCAGGUGAAAAUAGUGUUUACAAAUCGUUUUUAGACAUUUUGAACAUGUACAAAAAUGAAAAUAAAUCCAUCACUGAGGUCUACCAGGAGGUUGCUUCACUCUUUCAAGACCAUAAUGAUCUCCUGAUGGAGUUUACUCAUUUUCUACCUGAUUCUUCAGCUACGGCCUCUCAUUAUCCUCCAUCUGUUAGGAAUUCUCUCCUUCGUGAUAGGAGCUCUGCCAUUCCGACAUUGCGCCAAAUGCAAGUUGAUAAGAAAGAAAGAACUACUGCUUCUCACGCUGCUGAUCGCGACUUCAGUGUUGACCGUCCUGAUCCAGACCAUGAUAGAUCUCUGGUAAGAAUGGACAAAGAGCAACGGAGACGUGGUGAAAAGGACAAGGAAAGGAGAGAUCGAGAAGAUAGAGAUUAUGAGCAAGAUGGCAGUCGUGAGUUCAACACACAACGGUUUCCCCACAAACGAAAAGUUGCUCGAAGGCUUGAAGAUUCAGCUGCUGAACAUCAAGGUGGGGAUGGGGAUGAAAACUUUGGAAUGCAUCCCAUUUCAUCCACUUAUGAUGAUAAAAAUGCUGUGAAAAAUGCACUUAGCCAAGAGCUUGCUUUUUGCGAGAAAGUGAAGGAAAAGUUGCGUAAUCCUGAUGAUUACCAGGGAUUCCUCAGAUGUCUUCACCUAUAUACCAGGGAAAUAAUCACAAGAACAGAGUUGCAAUCUCUGGUUAGUGAUUUACUUGGAAAAUAUCCAGAUCUUAUGGAUGGCUUCAAUGAAUUUUUGGCACGUUGUGAGAAGAAUGAAGGUCUUCUUGCUGGUGUUGUAAGUAAAAAAUCAUUGUGGAAUGAUGGUAAUUUGCCCAGACCUGUGAAGUUAGAGGAUCGUGAUCGUGAGAGGGAAGAUGGGGUUAAAGAUAGAGAACGCGAAACACGGGAAAGAGAGAAACUAGACAAAAAUGUGGCCUUUGGCAAUAAAGAUACAGGGGGUCAUAAGAUGCCUUUGUUUUCCAGCAAGGACAAGUAUUUGGCAAAGCCCAUUAAUGAACUGGACUUGUCUAACUGUGAGCGUUGCAGUCCCAGCUACCGGCUUCUGCCUAAGAAUCAGUAUCCCAUACCUUCAGCAAGCCAGAGGACAGUGCUUGGUGCUGAAGUACUGAAUGAUCAUUGGGUAUCUGUCACUUCAGGAAGUGAAGAUUACUCUUUUAAACACAUGCGCAAAAACCAAUAUGAAGAAAGCCUAUUUCGAUGUGAAGAUGACAGGUUUGAGCUGGACAUGUUGUUGGAAUCUGUGAAUGUGACGACCAAGCGAGUAGAAGAAUUGUUAGAAAAGAUCAACAACAAUGUGAUCAAAACAGAGAGUCCAAUUCAUAUUGAGGAGCACUUGACAGCUCUGAAUUUGAGGUGUAUUGAACGUUUGUAUGGUGACCAUGGGCUUGAUGUGAUGGAUGUGUUAAGAAAGAACACUUCUCUUGCUUUGCCAGUUAUAUUAACUCGUCUGAAGCAGAAGCAAGAAGAGUGGGCAAGGUGUCGUGCUGAUUUUAACAAAGUUUGGGCUGAAAUUUAUGCUAAAAACUAUCACAAGUCCCUUGAUCAUCGUAGCUUCUAUUUCAAGCAACAGGACACAAAGAGCUUGAGCACUAAAGCCUUAUUGGCAGAGAUCAAAGAAAUCAGUGAGAAGAAACGCAAAGAAGAUGAUGUGCUUCUUGCUUUUGCUGCUGGAAACAGACGACCCAUUAUACCGAAUUUGGAGUUUGAGUACCCAGACCCUGACAUUCAUGAAGAUUUAUAUCAGCUCAUCAAAUACUCUUGCGGUGAGGUUUGUACAACCGAACAGUUGGACAAAGUGAUGAAGAUUUGGACUACCUUCUUGGAACCCAUGCUUGGUGUUCCUUCUCGUCCUCAGGGUGCUGAGGACACUGAAGAUGUGGUAAAGGCAAAAAAUCAUUCUUCUAAAGUUGGAGAUGGUGAAGGCAGCCCUAAUGGUGCUGGUGCUACAGGCAUCAAUAAGCAUUCUAAUCCUUCUAGAAAUGGUGAUGAAAGUAUCCCACCUGAGCAAUCAAGUUCUUGCAGGGCUUGGUUGAAUGGAGAUAAUGGGGUUAAAGAAAACGGUUCUCCAGAUGCUGAUCGGAUAGCUCGUAAGAGUGAUGCAUCAUGCAGUACUGUUCAACAUGAUAAGAUGCAGAUCAAUGCAGCCUCAGCUGAUGAAAUUUCAGUUGUGGGCAAACAAGUUACUUCCAAUGAACGAUUAGUCAAUUCAAACACUUCACUUGUCACUGGAGCAGAGAUAAGCAAUGGAAGAACUAACAUGGAAUCAGGGCUUAGUGCUGCUCCAUCAAGACCAAGUAAUGGUAGCCUUAAUGGUGGGCUUGGAUUAGGUUCAAGCAAUGAAAUUUUACCUUCAGCAGAGGGUGGUGAUUUUUCGAGACCGACAAUAUCCACAAAUGGGGUGGCAGCAGAAGGUGUCAAGAAUCACAGAUAUACUGAUGAAUCUGCUGCACAGUUUAAAAUUGAAAGAGAAGAGGGUGAAUUAUCUCCAAAUGGGGAUUUUGAGGAGGAUAAUUUUGCAGCUUAUGGAGAAGCUGGUUUGGAGGGUGUACAUAAGGGAAAGGAAACUGUUGCAAGUAGGCAAUACCAAACAAGACAUGGAGAGGAAGAAACAUGUGGCGAGGCAGGAGGAGAAAAUGAUGCUGAUGCUGAUGAUGAAGGGGAUGAAAGUGCUCAGAGGACAUCAGAAGACAGUGAGAAUGCCUCAGAGAAUGGUGAUGUUUCCGGAAGUGAGUCUGGAGAUGGUGAAGAGUGCUCGAGGGAAGAGCAUGAGGAAGAUGGAGAACACGAUGAGCAUGAUAACAAAGCUGAAAGUGAAGGUGAAGCUGAGGGAAUGGCUGACGCCCAUGAUGUUGAAGGAGAUGGUACAAUGUUGCCAUUUUCAGAACGUUUUCUUCUGAAUGUGAAGCCUCUAGCAAAGCAUGUACCUCCAGCAUUGCAUGACAAAGAAAAGGGAUCCCGGGUUUUCUAUGGAAAUGAUUCUUUCUAUGUGCUUUUUCGGCUUCACCAAACAUUGUAUGAAAGAAUACAAUCAGCAAAAAUUAAUUCAUCUUCUGCUGAAAGAAAGUGGAAAACUUCAAACGAUACAAGUCCAACUGACCUCUAUGCAAGGUUUAUGAGCGCUCUUUACAAUUUACUUGAUGGUUCUUCUGAUAAUACAAAAUUUGAGGAUGAUUGCCGAGCUAUUAUUGGAACACAAUCAUAUCUUCUAUUCACAUUGGACAAGUUGAUCUAUAAACUUGUUAAACAGCUCCAAACAGCAGCGAGUGAUGAGAUGGACAACAAGCUGCUCCAACUAUAUGCAUAUGAAAAAUCAAGAAAACCUGGAAGAUUUGUUGAUAUAGUUUAUCAUGAAAAUGCCCGUGUUCUUCUCCAUGAUGAGAACAUAUAUCGUAUAGAAUGUUCUUCAGAACCUACCCAUUUGUCUAUUCAGCUUAUGGACUUCGGACAUGAUAAGCCUGAAGUAUCUGCUGUUUCCAUGGACCCCAAUUUUGCAGCUUAUCUGCACAAUGACUUCCUCUCCAUUGUUCCUGACAAGAAAGAGAAGCCUGGGAUAUUCCUGAAGAGGAAUAAAAACAAAUGUUGGAGUCAUGAUGAAUGCCAGGCCAUGGAAGGAUUUCAAGUUUUUAAUGGUUUGGAGUGCAAGAUUGCUUGCACUUCCUCCAAAGUAUCCUACGUUUUAGAUACAGAAGAUUUUUUGUUCAAAACGAAAAGGAGAAGGAAAACCUUGCAACAGAGCAGCUCUUGCCACGACCAAACAUACACUUCAAAAAGAUUACAACAGUUCCACAGAUGGCUCUCCAGCUCAUAGGAUGCUUUCGUACGACCUGAAAGCGGAUAUGAUUAUUUGUUCUACAGUUGCCAUUCAGAGUACAGUAAAUGACAAGGCGCUAGAACUGGAAUAGACGGCGCCAUGACUGAUAUUAUCUUUCAUCUAUUUCACAUGGUUAUAUCUCACCAAGCAAUAACAGGAAAGCAGCAGCAGCAGCAGCAGCAGCAGCUGUGGCUCGCGAGAUUGUAGUAUAGUGUAGCUUUAUGGCCUUUUGGAGCCACAAUCAUGUAAAUAGAGAUGACAUGUGAUGUAAUACCUAAGAUUAUAUAUGUUCAUUCCAUUCAUCAAUAUUUUUAUAAUCUUUUUCAUUGUGCCUAACCUAUUUCUUGAGAAUA